Molecule: messenger RNA, 438 nt
Organism: Aspergillus nidulans FGSC A4
Lineage: Eukaryota; Fungi; Ascomycota; Eurotiomycetes; Eurotiales; Aspergillaceae
Exons: 3
Coding region: 1-438 (145 amino acids)
Source: RefSeq, a predicted model, not a curated record
AUGCUUUCAAGACUCAACAUCGCUGCAGAGAACAUUCCUCGGACAAAGCUCAAGCUGCAUGUCAUCAUAGGCGCUUUGGUCCUGGUAACAUUUAUCCUCACCAUCGCCCGCGUAGCCGACAGUGGCACUCCUCGGGCCAGAACGAAUACAUGGGGGUUUGCGGUUUGCAUCAAGUCGGCUGUCUUCAUGGCUUACCAGGUCUUAACUGCCCACGUCGAGAGCCUGAAACGAUGGGCAAAUACAAAAGUCAACGUCGUAUUAAAUAUAAUCGACACGGUUUUCUGGUUUGCGCUUAUCAUUAUUUCGAUCAUGGGUACUAUGGGGUCGCGCAGUCUGGGUUUCUUUCGUGGGUCUGUAUUCGUGAGCGGGGGCACUACAAGCAGUAUGGCGUCUUGCCUGGCAGAGCCGGAAAAGGAGCUGGUGUUGUCUAGCCAGUGA